CCAAGUACAUCGCCAACAGAACCCAACGCCUCUCCUCCUAGGGCUCCACCAGCCGCCGGCUGUCCCGAAGUGUUCCGCUCUGGCUCUGCUGCCGCCGACGGCCGGAGCAGUUCCCCAAGUCAGGAUCCGACGACUCGGGGGAGCAGAAAGGAAGAAAAUCCAACUGCGCGCACCCUGAACUGGGGGAGAGGACGAGGUGCCCUAUGAGCGCGAUUCACAAUUGUCUGAUGCGUGGAAGAAUCAGCUUCAGAUGGAUCGAGGAGAUGGCCUGAGCUGGGGUGGCACACAGCGCACGGGGAACAGGUACGCAACCCUAGCAACUCCUGGUAGCGAAGGUAGGAGGGCGGAGGUGCGUGGGGGAAGCUCGGCGGAAGCCGAGCGAACAGCAAAGGCGCAAAUGCAGUCCAAGAUCAAACGCAGAAACACACAAGGGAUCACCUACUUCGGCCUCGUAUGGAAGAAAAACAAGAGCGACACGAAUGCUAUCAACGCGGACGAUGUUAUCUUUGGAAGCAAGGAUGGUGUUGGUUCGUCCAUGAAACCAAUCUGCUGUCUCUGUCGCAAGCGAUAUUCCCCAGACUUGAUGUACAUCCGGUGUGAGAGGUGCAGAAAUUGGUUCCAUGGAGAUGCCUUGAGACUUGAGGAGGCAAAGAUUGCUGAAGUCAUAUCCUACAGAUGCUGCAGAUGUCGGAGGAGGGCAAUACCGGGAUGUCCUCAUUCAGAUGAUUAUUAUUAUAAGAGGCCUGAACCAGAACCUGUCAUCCAAGAAAGUGCAGCUAAUAUUCCCUCAAGUGAGGAAGCUAUUGGCGCAGCAGAUGAAAAUACAUCAAGUGCUUCAUUUGGUAUAUUCGAACAAACUGUAGAAGAUAUUCAUGCUGAUUCCUCAGUGCACAUGGAAACCUUUGUGCUGGGAAGUAAUCAAGAGAUGAACUUUGUGGAUGGUUCUUACAAUUCCGCCCAUCCAUUCGAUAAGGUAGAAAUUAAGCAGGCUAUGAAGGACGCUCGGCCAUAUGAUGCAUGCUUUGCAUGGUAUGCUCCUGGUAGUGGUACAUGCCAGCAAUUGGACCCUAUGGAUCCUGUGGAUGAUGCCCCCCUGCCAGUUCCCACAGUGGAGACCAACUUUGAGAAAGACCAAACUGCCGCACUUCACAGAGCUUAUGGUGGUUUUCGGGUUGUUGCUGCGGAGACUGGCUCAUUAUAUGAGCGGAUUAGACAGGGGGAUUAUCUCACUAAUGAUGAGAUCAUGGGGACCUUGGACAAGCUUCAGAAAAUUGCUCUACACCAAAUGAAGGAUAUUGCCAGCCAUGGCGUAGUCUACUCCGAGGUCCCGACACAACCAAUGCACAACGCAAGCACCUCCACCACCCGGCCAUCUGAUCACCAGAGUAGCCUCUAAGACUCCAGCACCAAAUGUGAUUGCUACAGCAUCGUAAUGAACUAUGCUAUCAAGUGAUCUCUCAUCGAUGCGGCUUGCUCCUUGGGGUAAUACUUGAAGCAACAAAGCUGGUUUUUGUGAUGAUGCUUGUUAAGGAACAUUUCUUAUACUGACGCUGCAUAACCCAUACUAGCAGCCCAUGCCAAUAUACCCCGUUUUGAGUUUCUGUCACCGAUGACUAAUUAUCUUGGAAGUUCCUGGCUGUACCGUGUUGCUGCUGCAUGUGGCGCUGUCACCACUUACCAGCAUUUAAGGAGUAUAUCUUUUUGUUUCUUGCAAAAAAGUUAAAGGAGUUUGUUUUUCUUUUUGAAAAAAUUUAAGGAGUACAUUUUUGGCCUUUAUGACCAUGAUUGCUGCAAGCUGGCAUGCUCUGUGGACCGUUGUCAACUUCUUCAGUUAUAUACAUGUUCUUGGACGUCUUA
This is a messenger RNA of Triticum dicoccoides, 1857 nucleotides long. RefSeq lists its product as uncharacterized. The transcript is spliced from 5 exons. Bases 251 to 1396 code for a protein of 381 amino acids. Lineage: Eukaryota; Viridiplantae; Streptophyta; Magnoliopsida; Poales; Poaceae. The record is from RefSeq and is a predicted model, not a curated record.